AGAAGCCAAGGCUUGUUAACGUGGUGUCAGGCAGAAAUAUUCACCCAGCGCGCGGUCUCCAAAGCUCAAGCUUAACCCCAUCCAAAACAUAUCCAAGCAGAAUACUACUCGCCGACCGUCGUCCAACGUACCAAAAAGAGGCGGGAGGAUGUCGCCGCCGUCGGCUGUGCGCGUGGUGUCGAGGUGCGUCGUGAAGCCGCCGCCCCGGCCGCGCGAGCGCAUCCCGCUCACGUCGUGGGACACCUCUUUCCUCUCCAUGAACUACAUCCAGAAGGGCCUCCUCUUCGCGCGGCCGCCGCUCGCCACCGCGGACCUCCUGGACCACCUGCACGGCUCCCUCGCCGACGCGCUCGGCUCCUACUACCCCGUCGCCGGCCGCCUCGCCACUGAGAGGCACCAGCGCGGGGACGUCGCCGGCUGCUCCGUCUCCAUCGACUGCGGCGGCCACGGCGCCGAGAUCCUCCACGCCGUCGCGGACGGCGUCGCGGUCGCCGACGUGGUGCCGCCCGGCGACGUCCCGCGCGUCGUCCAGUCUUUCUUCCCGCUGGACGGCGCCGUCAGCUACGACGGCCACGAGCUCCCGCUCUUCGCCCUCCAGGUCACCGAGCUCGCCGACGGCGUCUUCCUCGGGUUCGCGUGCAACCACGCGCUCGCCGACGGGGCGGCGUUCUGGAACUUCCUCAACGCGUGGGCGGAGAUCGCGCGCGCCAGGCUCGCGCCUCCGGACGCCCGCGGCGCGCUGACGUCGCGCCCGCCCUUGCUGGAGCGCUGGUCGCCCGACGGCGGCGAUGCGGCGCCGGCCGUGCUCCCGUGCGCCGACCCGUCGGCGCUCGUCGAGAGGCUGCCGGCGCCGCCGAUGCGCGAGCGGAUGCUGCACUUCUCGGAGGGGUCCGUGUCGGUGCUCAAGGAGCGCGCGCGGCAGGAGCUCCUGGCGGCGGGGGACGCGGCCGGCGCGUCCGCCGUGACGAGGUUCCAGGCGCUGGCGUCCUUCAUGUGGCGGUGCUUCGCCCGCGCGUGGCGCCGGGCGCCGGACGAGGAGACCGUCUUCCGCGCGGCCAUCGACAACCGCGGGCGUCUCCGGCCGCCGGUGCCCGGCGAGUACUUCGGCAACUGCAUCUCGUCCGUCACGACGGGGCCGGUGCGGGCUUCCGAGCUGCUGGCGCGCGGGCACGGGUGGGCGGCGGCGGCGGUAGGGCGCGCGGUGGCGGCGCACACGGACCCGGAGAUCCGCGCGCGAGCGGCGGCGUGGGCGGCGGAGCCGACCGUGUACACGCGGAGGUGGUUCCGCCGCAACGACGUGUUCAUUGGGAGCUCGCCGCGGUUCGACAUGUACGGGUGCGACUUCGGGUGGGGCAAGGCGCUGGCGGUCCGGAGUGGUAGGGCCAACAAGGUCGAGGGGAAGGCGUCGCUGUUCCCCGGGCGGGACGGCGGCAUCGACGUGGAGGUGGUGAUGACGCCGGAGAACAUGGCGGCGCUUGAGCAGGACGAGGAGCUGCGGGCCGCCGUCUCGCCGCCGUGACGUCGAGGAAUGCGUGCGUUUUCAUUCAGCGCUAUCCUGCCUUUUCUUUCCGACGAGUAUUUUAUUUUGUGUUUGAUUGAAGAGUGACAUCUGCCUUUUCUUUAUCUCACUUUCCGACGAGUGUUUUAGGUUAUAUAUGUUUUGGUUGAAGAGUGACAUC
Molecule: messenger RNA, 1679 nt
Organism: Panicum virgatum (switchgrass)
Lineage: Eukaryota; Viridiplantae; Streptophyta; Magnoliopsida; Poales; Poaceae
Exons: 1
Coding region: 149-1519 (456 amino acids)
Source: RefSeq, a predicted model, not a curated record